AUGGACAUAGUGGGCCCAUUAGAAAAAUCGGCACGGGACCACCGAAACGCACUAGUCAUCCUUGACUAUGCCACGCGGUAUCCAGAGGCCAUUCCUUUAAGAAACCCCACAUCCAAGGCAAUAGCAAAGGAACUACUACAGGUAUUCACCAGAGUGGGCAUCCCUAAGGAGAUCCUGACAGACCAAGGAACCCCGUUCAUGUCAAAGCUAAUGAAAGACUUAUGUGCCCUGCUCCGCAUCCAGGCCAUACAGACCUCAGUCUACCAUCCACAAACAGAUGGACUGGUCGAGCGAUUUAAUCGUACCCUUAAAAGUAUGAUCCGGAAGGUGGUAGCACAGGAUGGAAAAGACUGGGAUACCCUUCUACCGUAUUUAAUGUUCGCUAUACGGGAAGUCCCCCAGGCGUCCACGGGUUUUUCUCCCUUUGAACUAUUAUAUGGACACCACCCAUGCGGGAUAUUAGAUAUCGCCAAGGAAGACUGGGAGGAACAACCCAACCCAGGAAAGAAUGUCAUUGAGCACAUGACACAGAUGAGAGAGCGAAUAACUCGAGUAACUCCGAUAGUACGGGAACAUUUGGAAAAAGCACAAGAGGCCCAGCGGACAUAUUACAACUGUCGGGCGAAAGAACGGAGAUUUCAGCCAGGGGAACGGGUGAUGGUGUUAGUGCCGACAGCAGAAAGCAAACUUCUAGUCAGCUGGCACGGACCAUAUGAGAUAGUGGAGGCCAUUGGGGAAGUGAACUAUAAGGUGGAGGAGUUCAAGCUGUGCUGCCAGCGCUGGCUGGGGGACAUCGUCCUGGUGCGGCUCCACAAGGAGCCCUACUCCUUCUACCCCACCGACAACUGGUACUGCAGCUUCGUGGAGGUCGUCUCCCCCCACGGCCAGACCUACCGCUUCCCCUGCUACCAGUGGGUCGAGGGCUACCGCACGCUGGAGCUGCGGGAGGGCAAAGGCCAGGUGAUUUGCAACGAUGCCGAUUCCCCGUUGCUGCUGGAGCAGCGGCAGGCUGAGCUGACGCACCGACGCGAGUGCUAUGGGUGGAAGGAGUUUGCUCCUGGAGUGCCCCGGUGCCUGGACGUGGACAACAUCAGUGACCUGGACUCUAACUCCACGUACUCCUUAACCAAGAGAACCAACUUCCUGCUGCGCGGGGUGAUCGCGAAGGUGGAGCUGCAGCUGAAGGGUUUCCUGAGCUGCACCAACUCGUGGGCGAAGCUGGACGACAUCAACAAGGUUUUCUGCUUCAACAAGACCCCGAUCACAGAGUACGUGCGGGCGCACUGGCGAGAGGACACAUUCUUCGGGUACCAGUUCCUGAACGGGGUCCACCCCAUGGUGAUCCGGCGCUGCACGGAGCUCCCCUGCAACUUCCCCAUCACGCCGGCCAUGGUGGCCUCCUCCCUGGGGGAGAGCAGCAGCCUGCAGGACGAGCUGGAGAAGGGGAACAUCUUCCUCGCUGACUAUAAAAUCCUGGAGGGCGUCCCGGCCAACACGAUCAACGGCUACCAGCAGUACAUCGCCGCGCCCCUCUGCCUGCUGCACCUGCAGCCCUCCGGGGAGCUCGUCCCCAUAGCCAUUCAGCUCAGCCAGUGCCCAGGCCCCGACAGCCCCAUCUUCCUGCCCAGCGACUCCGAGUGGGACUGGAUCCUGGCCAAGACCUGGGUGCGCUACGCCGAGUUCCUGGUGCACGAGGCCGUCAGCCACCUGCUGCUCACCCACCUGAUCGACGAGGCCUUCGCCCUGGCCACCCUGCGCCAGCUGCCCAUGUGCCACCCGCUCUUCAAGCUGCUGCUGCCCCACACCCGCUACACGCUGCACACCAAUGUCAUGGGCAGGACCCUGCUACUCAGACGCGGAGAGAUCAUCGAAAGGGGCAUGGGCUCGGGGAUCGAGGGGACCAAGGUGCUGAUGGCCAAGGGCAUGUCCUGCCUGACCUACAACUCCCUCUGCUUCCCUGAUGACAUCCACGAGCGCGGGGUUGACUGCAUCCCCAACUACUACUACAGGGAUGAUGGGCUGAAGAUCUGGUCGGCCAUUGAGAGCUUCGUCUCCGGCAUCGUCAGACACUAUUACCGCAGCGACGCCCAUGUCCUGGCCGACUGCGAGCUGCAGGCCUGGGCAGACGAGAUCUUCCAUGAAGGCUUCCUGGGGAACGAGGCAUCUGGCUUCCCCUCAUCCCUGCAGAGCAUCCCCGAGCUCAUCAAGUACCUGACCAUGUGGAUCUACUGCUGCUCGGCCCGGCACGCCGCCCUCAGCAACGGGCAGUACGAGCUCGGCGCUUGGAUGCCCAACUUCCCGUCCUCCAUGAGGAACCCCCCGCCCCAGGCUAAGGGCACCUCCUCCCUGGAGAGCUACCUGGACACCAUCCCGGAGGUCAACAGCACCAGCAUCACCAUCUACACCCUCUGGGUCCUCUGCUGCGAGCUGGGGGACUCGAGAUCCCUGGGCACGUACCCCGACGAGCACUUCACAGAGGAGGAGCCCAAGCGGCUGAUCGCAGCCUUCCAGGGGCGCCUGGCCCAGCUCUCCCAGGAGAUCCAAGAGAGGAACAAAUCCCUGCCAAUCCCCUACCGCUACCUGGAUCCCCAACAAAUCGAGAACAGCACGUCCAUCUGA
This is a messenger RNA of Mauremys mutica (yellowpond turtle), 2619 nucleotides long. RefSeq names its product polyunsaturated fatty acid lipoxygenase ALOX15B-like. Gene Ontology annotation, biological process: linoleic acid metabolic process; DNA integration; lipid oxidation. The record is from RefSeq and is a predicted model, not a curated record. The transcript is spliced from 14 exons. Lineage: Eukaryota; Metazoa; Chordata; Testudines; Geoemydidae. Gene Ontology annotation, molecular function: oxidoreductase activity, acting on single donors with incorporation of molecular oxygen, incorporation of two atoms of oxygen; nucleic acid binding; protein binding. The coding region runs from base 1 to 2619 and encodes 872 amino acids.